Messenger RNA from Stegostoma tigrinum, 2167 nucleotides. RefSeq names its product solute carrier family 50 member 1 (gene slc50a1). The coding region runs from base 242 to 898 and encodes 218 amino acids. NCBI's taxonomy places the organism in Eukaryota, Metazoa, Chordata, Chondrichthyes, Orectolobiformes, Stegostomatidae. The transcript has 6 exons. Gene Ontology annotation, biological process: carbohydrate transport. Gene Ontology annotation, cellular component: membrane. The record is from RefSeq and is a predicted model, not a curated record. Gene Ontology annotation, molecular function: sugar transmembrane transporter activity.
UCUGCCUGUGUUUGAGUCUGAGCCCUGCCCUGGUGUGGGGGGGGGGGGGGUGGUGUGGGCCGGGGUCUCCCCACCCUCCGCCUGUGUCCCUUGUGCUCACUGCUGCCUGCCCUGUCCCUCAGGCACACGCUGCGGCCACUCGAUACACUGCAGCCGGGGGCAGUGCGACAUUGUCGCGGAGUGUAUUGGCUCCGGCAACAAAGUAACCCGGAGGGAGUGAGAACAGGCUCCCCACACCAACAUGGACAGCCUUCAGUUCCUGUCGUGUUGCUGCCUGGUCUUCACGGUUUGGAUGUUCGGCACAGGCCUGUCGGAUGUGCAACGGAUGAUGUCCGGGGCCAGCACGGCAGAUGUCCAGUUCCUGCCUUUUCUCACAACCGCCAUUAAUAACUGUGGAUGGCUGUACUACGGCCAACUCAAGGCUGAUUGGACGUUGAUGACGGUCAACUCUAUUGGCAUCUCUCUGCAGAUCUGCUACAUCCUGGCCUACCUCUACUUCAGCAACGAGAAGUUUCAGGUGAUGACCAAAGUUGUGCUGGCUGCAGGAGUCCUGGGGAUGGUCUAUUGCUACUUUGCGAUGGUGGUGUCAGACGCAGAGCCCCGUAUGAACCAGCUCGGCUUCCUGUGCAGUGCCUUCACUAUUACCAUGUACAUCUCACCACUUGCCGACCUGGCCAAAAUUGUACGAACCCGGUCAACAAAGUGCCUCUCAUUCCCGCUGACCGUAGCCACGCUGCUGACAUCGACCUCAUGGACACUCUACGGUGCCCAGCUGGCGGACCCCUACAUCGUGAUUCCGAACGUUCCGGGAAUCCUCACCAGCCUCGUCCGGUUUUGGUUAUUCUGGAGGUUCUCGCCUGUCCAGGACAAAUUCCCCUUUCGGCCCCUUCAGGCCUGAUGCCCAGCUCCGGCCUGAUGCCCAGCUCCGGCCGGAUGCCCAGCUCCGGCCUGAUGCCCAGCUCCGGCCGGAAGCCAGUAUUUUUUGCCUCGCUGCCGGUGGAAGGGGGAGCCGCGCGCCAGGCCUAAACCCCACAGGAGCUGAGAGACCUGGAAGCGGAUCCACAGGGAUUAAGGGAUCGAUCUGGUUCACGGCCAACAGGCUCACAGCAAAAUGUCAGGACCCUGCGACUCGAGGGAUUGUGGUUGUGUUCGGGGUGAUCUUCAAACUGUCUGGAAGUGUUAGUGCUCACUCACACACUCACACUCACACUCACACACUUACACACUUACACACACACACACACACACACAUACACUCUCUCUCGCUCACACUCACACACACACUCUCACACUCACAGUCACGCACACACUCACACACUCACACACACACACACACUCUCUCUCUCUCGCUCACACUCACCCUCACACACACACUCUCACACUCACAGUCACGCACACACUCACACACUCACACACACUCUCUCUCUCUCGCUCACACUCACACUCACCCUCACACACACACUCUCACACUCACAGUCACGCACACACACACACACUCACACACACACACACUCACACACAGACACGCUCUCUCUUUCUCUCACACACUCUCUCUCACACUCACACUCACCCUCGCGCGCACACACACAUCCUCUCUCUCUCACUGUCUCUCACACACACACACACACACACACACACACACACACACUGUCUCACACUCUCUUCCUCUCUCACUCACUCACACUCUCACACUCACACUCGCUCUCACACACACACACACACACACACUGUCUCACACUCUCUCCUCUCUCACUCACUCACACUCUCACACUCACACUCGCUCUCACACACACACACACACACACGCUCUCUCUCUCACUCUCUCACUCACCCUCACCCUCACCCUCACCCUCACCCUCACCCUCACCCUCACACUCACACUCACACGCACACGCACACCGCACACGCACACGCACACGCACACGCACACGCACACUCACCCUCACACACAGACACACACACUCACACUCACACGCACUCUCACACACACACACACAGACACACACUCUCACACACACACACACCGACUCUCCCCGGGGUACAGGGUCCCACACACACUCACCACAAACCGAUCCUGCUGCCCUAGUUCAGAUUUCAAACCUUCGGCCUCGAAGCUUGUCCAGCGCCGACAGGAGAUACAGGCGCUAGAGAAAUGCAGGUUUGGAAU